AAGCGAGUGCGUGCAGGGACACCACAGAGUUGGUGUUGAGUUCGCUGAGGCAGGGUCGCAUUCAUCGGACGAUAGUCUAACCAGUUCCCUUCGUAUAUACAAGGAUAGACAAGAGAGCGGCUCCAAGUCCAGCCAUGACGUUCUUGGAGUUGGUCGCCGUCUUCGGCUUUAUUUGCCUGGCGGUCACCAGGGAUGCCGAAGGGGCAGGUGGUGCCCACCGGCAUCGGCAGCCGUGCGGAGUCAACGAGGAGUUCAAGGAGUGCCAGAGCAGCAGCUGCGCCGAAUGGCGCUGCGGGGAAGUGCGCGGCAGCCUGAGGCCCUGCACGGCCGACUGCCAGAACGCCUGCUUCUGCGCUGGGGAGCACUACCGGCAUCCGAACGGCACCUGUGUCCCACACGAACAGUGCCGUGCUUCGGCGGUGAAUGAGACGGAAGGAACCCGUGGUAAGAGAGAAACCCCCGCCGCCACCGCCGCCAGGACAGCCGCCACCGCAGCAGAAGAAGCACGCAGGGCAGCCGCCAGCGCCGCAGAAGAAGCACGCAGGGCAGCCGCCAACGCCUCAGAAGAAGCACGCAGGGCAGCCGCCAACGCCGCAGAAACAGCACGCAGGGCAGCCGCCAACGCCGCAGAUGCGGCACGCAGGACAGGUUAA
This is a messenger RNA of Dermacentor silvarum, 653 nucleotides long. RefSeq lists its product as uncharacterized. The transcript is spliced from 3 exons. Lineage: Eukaryota; Metazoa; Arthropoda; Arachnida; Ixodida; Ixodidae. The record is from RefSeq and is a predicted model, not a curated record. Bases 135 to 653 code for a protein of 172 amino acids.